AUGGCUCGAAGGAGGAAGCCCCCACGAAGCGGCGCCAUCACCGAGCUCCCACCCCUCCGAAUCGCCGGCCAGAUCGCAGCCCUGCAGGGCAUAUACUAUGCGGUGGCUCUCGUCCUCAUGCUCUUCAUGGCGCUGGUGUCCGGUACCGGCUUCAGUCUGGACCUCGUGUUCGGCUGGGGAUCACUGCGCGGCGACACCACACAGGGCUGGUUGGUCGGCUUCGUGUGGUUGUGCUGCGCCGGGGCUGUUGUCGUCGCAUUGGUUGCUUUGAUAGCACGGUCGAAACUCAUACCCGACUUCGCGCUGACGCUACACGUCAUUCAUCUCGUUGUGGUGUACUUCUACACGGGCCUGCUGCCGCGGUUCUGGAUGUGGUGGGUUACGAUGGGUGUCUCGAGUGCGGCGACUGUGGUUCUGGGCAUGUGGGGAUGCAGAUGGCGAGAGCUGCGGCCGAUCUCUUUCGGCGGAAACAGGCCGAGUAAUGACCCAGGAGCAUCCACCGAGAACGGCCCUGCCGACGGCGGGGAGGAUGUCGGAGAUGCAGAAAUGGGUUUCGGUAGGGGUAGGGGGCGCGGGAGAGGCAGAGACGGUGCCGGGGAGUAUGAAAUGGUUGGCAUGAAACCUGAUGAUAGGUAG
This is a messenger RNA of Truncatella angustata, 636 nucleotides long. Its product is annotated as integral membrane protein S linking to the trans Golgi network-domain-containing protein. Gene Ontology annotation, biological process: Golgi to endosome transport; protein localization to Golgi apparatus; Golgi to plasma membrane protein transport. Gene Ontology annotation, cellular component: Golgi membrane; trans-Golgi network. NCBI's taxonomy places the organism in Eukaryota, Fungi, Ascomycota, Sordariomycetes, Amphisphaeriales, Sporocadaceae. Bases 1 to 636 code for a protein of 211 amino acids. The record is from RefSeq and is a predicted model, not a curated record. The transcript is spliced from 2 exons.